Molecule: messenger RNA, 350 nt
Organism: Ananas comosus (pineapple)
Lineage: Eukaryota; Viridiplantae; Streptophyta; Magnoliopsida; Poales; Bromeliaceae
Exons: 4
Coding region: 1-303 (100 amino acids)
Source: RefSeq, a predicted model, not a curated record
AUGAGAAUUUCUAAGAGAAUAGAUAUGUUUACAUUAGGGAAGUUGAAGUUUCAGGGGUUCUCAGAAUUCUCCGAGCUAAGGAGCGCCUCACUGCCUGUCAGGAAGAUCGCCACCUCCGACGACUUCUUCUCCGUCAUCGCCUUCAGAACUUCCGCGGUAAUUCUAUUAUCAACAAUACCUAGGUACUUGUCCAGAAUAUGGAUAAGACUUGGAUUCUUAAGCCAAGGUCAAGUGUUGAUUACCAGCAAGGCAUGGAUCAAUUCCUCAAAUUUGCAUUUGACAAUGCAUCUAAAGAAAACAUGAUUCUUUGUCCAUGUAGAAAAUGCACUAAUUGUUUUUGGAAAGAACGG